AUGGAGUCUGAAUCAGCAAUACCAAGAAAACGAGCAAGAUCAUCGUCAUCAUCAGGCCAACCUGCACCCAAUCUUUCACUGACUGAAUGUGUUCGUGAAUUUGCGCUACCUCAGGCAUAUCCUAGUAUGGCUAAGGGGAAUGAUAGUAGCAGUGAAGCUAAAGCUCCAGCAGGAGCGACACAAAAAUCAAUGAAGCUUGCGAAGUUUAAAAUAAAAACCAAGGAUGGCCGAGAGCUUGACAUGAAAAUAAUGCCACAAAAUACACCAGUGACUUCCCUGAAUGGCAAAACAAUAUCAUUCUCAUUAGCGAAGCCAUUGAUUAGAUCAGACCAGCCUGUAAAUAUAAUUACCAAAGGAGACACUUUAGUGACCACAGCUACUGGAACAAGCGACAUUAAACCCUCAAUGCUCGCAUCAUCACAGGAUAUUUAUAAAUCACUCAAUAAAAAUCCGAAUUCAGCGGUAAAAUAUAUAAUCCCGCCGCACUUGAGAGGUGUUAAAUUAUUAUCAGAUUUUAAUUCUCGCGUUAAUAUGCCAUCAAGAUCUAAUGUUACCAAUUCAAUUUAUCAGCUUGAUGAUAAUAAUAUUGUUGUGUCGAAUGACGACAGCAUUGAUCUUACUGGUAGUAGCUAUGGCGAGGGUGAAUCAAAUGGAAUUGUUAUGCAACAGGGACGAGGCUGGCGAGUGCUAAAAAAAGAACCUGAAAGAACGGUUUUAAGAAACGUACAAAAUAAAAGUGCGAAUAUUACUGAUGAUAAUAAUUUAAAUGGACAAAAACCAGCUUUAUUGCGUAGAGGUACGUCUCUGCUAAAUAGAGGAAAAAAUUUGCCGUUCAAAACUGUUAAAAAUGCUAAUCAAUCAAAUAUUAUAAACAAGCAAGUAAAUAGUAAUGGACAACCCGGCAGUCGCUUGAUUCGAAUCGCCGGGAAUAAAAGAGGAUUCGAUCAUGGCUACGCAUUAGCAGCAGAUAUUUCUGAUCAAAAUAUGAUAAAUAUUAUUGAUGAUUCUAAUGGAAUUAUAAAUCUUGACGAUAGUAGUAAUUUAGACGGAAAUACUGUUUAUGUUUUUCAAAAUGAUGAUUUGUUGGAUCAAGAGCAGGCUGAGGCUGAAGUGAAUGUUAAAAAUACUCCACAGUCUGUUCCGUUGGUUAAUUCACAGGGCAGAGUAAAUCUGAUAAGAAGGGGGAAUAACAAAAGUACGAAUAGUAGUAGUAAUAAAUUAAAGAAAGAUGGGAAUCCCAGAAAAAGUGGAUCUCCAAUGGAGAGCUACAGGUCACCAUAUUUGCGCGAAGACUUAACGGAUGAAGAAUUAUCCGAUAAGCUGAAUGUUGUUGGGGAAGCACUUAGCACUGUUAGUGACGGAGAUCUUAAAAUGAGAGCUCUGAGGGCUUUAGAGGAGUGCGGGUUUGGAAUGGAGCGGUUUAUUCCUAAGAAACCUCCUCAUAAUUAUUUGUCAGUGAAGGACACGUCGUCGCAGACAAAUGUAUUUGGGUUGUUGGAUAAAAAUGAUUUUAUUCGCGUGACUGGAGAUAGUAAUGGCGUGGAGAGACUUCACGAAAUUGAAAAACAAUUAAUUAAUGGUAGUAAGGAAGUUAAAAGAAAACCUUGCACAGAUACUGCUAAUUUUAAAGAAGCACUUGAUGAAAUGUUGGACAAAGAUGUUUGGGUUGACAAGACAAGGGUUGAACAAGUUAAAAAUAUGUUGAAAAUAAAUCCGACGAGUCUUGAAUUAGCGAUUCAACAUUCUGCGCAGCCCGAAAUAGUUAGUUUGUUGCUGAAGAACGGCGCCAAUCCAGUGUCACCUGAAAACGCUCACGACUCGGCUUUGAUUAUCGCGAGUAGAAUGUCGUCAGACCAUUUGCCUCAACUUGUUAAAUCCGUAUCACCAAACAAUCCAGCGAUAAAUAAUGUUGACUCAGAAGGCUUUACAGCUCUACAUCACUGCGCAAGGAAUGGAAAUUACAGAGGAGUUAUGUGUUUAAUAGCUAUAAGUGCAGAUGUCAAUGCACGUGACGGUAAAUCUGGAAGAACAGCUCUGUUUCAUGCAUUUGAAAACGAGGGCAUAAAUAUAUGUAAAGAAUUAUUAACUGCGGGGGCAAAACCUAAUAUUCCAAACUUUGCUGGUCAUACGGUCCUUUCUAUAUUUGACGAAGAAAAACAUUUCUUGUUAAAAGGAUACAUUCAGAAGUAUCAGAAAUAA
Molecule: messenger RNA, 2199 nt
Organism: Cotesia congregata
Lineage: Eukaryota; Metazoa; Arthropoda; Insecta; Hymenoptera; Braconidae
Source: the annotation of a GenBank genome assembly